Messenger RNA from Gongylonema pulchrum, 186 nucleotides. The record is from the annotation of a GenBank genome assembly. Lineage: Eukaryota; Metazoa; Nematoda; Chromadorea; Rhabditida; Gongylonematidae.
GCUCCCCUGGAAUCAACGGUGGAAGAUUUUUGGCGGAUGAUCUGUCAGACGAAUUGCGAAUAUAUCGUUAUGCUAUGUGAUUUUGUUGAGAACAACAUGUGCGUUUGCGCCGAUUACUGGCCAAAAGUUGAGGGACAAAGAGUGGAAUUUGGUGAUACGGAGGUUAAAAAUGCAGGCAUCAAAAAG